Messenger RNA from Siniperca chuatsi (mandarin fish), 2436 nucleotides. RefSeq names its product mitochondrial calcium uptake 1 (gene micu1). Gene Ontology annotation, molecular function: calcium ion binding; L-lactate dehydrogenase (NAD+) activity. NCBI's taxonomy places the organism in Eukaryota, Metazoa, Chordata, Actinopteri, Centrarchiformes, Sinipercidae. The coding region runs from base 244 to 1728 and encodes 494 amino acids. Gene Ontology annotation, biological process: calcium import into the mitochondrion; mitochondrial calcium ion homeostasis. The transcript is spliced from 14 exons. Gene Ontology annotation, cellular component: uniplex complex. The record is from RefSeq and is a predicted model, not a curated record.
UAAUGCGGUCGUAAACCUCGAAGAAGAAGAAGAGAAAAGAAAAGAGCCCGUCUUAACUGCAUGGGGCGGGGUGCGGAGAAUAGAUGUUGCCUCAUCCCGCCGCCGUCCGCACGGUUGUCGGUGAACACGGAACUGCUAUUAGAGCUGCGCUCCAUCUCUGCAGACACAAGAGGGAAAGGCGUACUUUGAAACGCCAAAGACAUUAAUAUCAUUUUGGACUGACUGGCGUUUGUGUUGCCACUGAUGAUGUUCCGCUUGCGGGCGUUGUCCGCAGUUUCGGUGGGGCUAGCACAGUUGUCCCGGCGCUACCACACUGGAGCAGUGCGAGGGUCUGGCCGAAGGAGGCUGAUGCUGGCAGCCCUGGCUGGGGUGACUGGUGUGUCUGCUAGUGCUGGGCUGCUCUGGAAAAGAGCAUAUGCAGAUGCAGGGCCAUCCGUUCGACACUCUGAGCAACCAGGCGGAGAGGGACCUGAUUUCGUGAGGGAUACAGAUUCUGAGACAGAGUCAGAGAAAUCAGUGGAGGCCAGCAGUGGAGACGAAGACGCAAAGGAUGAAGGUGUUGAGGGGAAAAAAAAGAAGCCACGCUCUGGAUUCCGUGACCGCAAGGUGAUGGAGUAUGAGAACAGGAUAAGAGCCUACUCAACACCAGACAAGAUUUUCCGCUACUUUGCCACGCUGAAGGUCAUUGGCGAGCACGGAGAUACUGAGGUCUACAUGACGCCCCAGGACUUCAUACGCUCCAUCACACCUAACGAGAAGCAGCCUGAGAGUCUAGGCCUGGAUCAGUUCAUUGUGAAGCGCUAUGAUGGGAAGGACUUCUGGCAGACGGAGAAGAUCGCCCAGGAGAGGGAGAAGUUUGCAGAUGAGGACAGCAUUUUUUUCACACUGGGAGAAUGUGGCCUUAUCUCCUUCUCUGACUACAUCUUCCUCACCACUGUGCUGUCCACUCCCCAGAGGAACUUUGAGAUUGCCUUCAAGAUGUUUGAUCUGAACGGUGAUGGAGAGGUGGAUCUUGAGGAGUUUGACCAGGUCCAGAGCAUCAUUCGUUCCCAGACCAGUAUGGGCAUGAGACACCGCGACCGCUCCACCACAGGAAACACCCUGAAGACAGCCGGCUGCAGCUCUGCUCUCACCACCUACUUCUUUGGAGAAGACCUGAAGGGAAAACUCACCAUCGGCAGCUUUUUGGAGUUUCAGAGGAAACUGCAGCACGAUGUGCUCAAACUAGAGUUUGAGAGGAACGAUCCUGUGAACGGCAGAAUCACCGAGAGACAGUUUGGGGGUAUGCUGCUGGCCUAUAGUGGCGUCCAGUCUCGUAAACUCAAGCAGAUGCAGAAGGGCUUGAAGAAGAUGUUUAAGGAUGCACAGGGCAUCACAUUUGAGGAGGUGGAGAAUUUCUUUACUUUCCUAAAGAACGUGAAUGACGUGGACACAGCCCUGAGUUUCUACCACAUGGCUGGAGCCUCCAUAGAUAAAGUUACCAUGAAGCAGGUGGCCCGCACUGUGGCCAAAGUGGAGCUGUCAGACCACGUGUGUGACGUGGUGUUCGCUCUGUUCGACUGUGAUGGGAACGGAGAGCUUAGUAAUAAGGAGUUCAUAGCCAUUAUGAAGCAGCGGCUGAUGCGUGGGCUGGAGAAACCCAAGGACAUGGGCUUCACUCGGCUGGUGCGUGCCAUGUGGAAGUGUGCCCAGGAUACCGCCUGGGACUUUGCCACACCAAAGACAUAAUAGAGACAGGAGGGAACGUGUGAGUGGGAGAGAAAGACAGUGUGUGAACAAAGCAACAACACCAGUAGCAUCAGAGGCAUUCUCCUUCAACAGGUCUCAAGAAUUUAAAUAGACAAUUAAUGUAAUGAACCCAUUAGGACUGCAGCUCCGAGGGGCAUCAUCAAUCAUUAACGCAUGUCGCUGUAAUAUAGUGACUGAAAGGCUUCUCUAGCCUGCCUGUCUAAGUCAUCAUGGGUAUUUACAUAUUUUAAAAUAUACAAACAAAGUUUGUAUGUUUAUUUUUGCCAUAUUCUAUAGAGGAAUGCAGUGUCAGCAGGUAAUUGUGUGACCCCUUUGUCAAACGCUAAAAACUGCACUUUUAUAUCCGUAUUUAACAUGGUUUGCUGCAAAAGGCAAGACAAGAAGUGAAAUCAAUUUUAUUUGACUUUCAGCUGUAUAAAUGCCGCAGUAUGUCUGUUCUAUACUGACAACAGACCCUUAGUUAUUUCUUUGGUGGGACAAAGAGCAGAAGUCUGUACUCUUGUUAGCACCUCUUCAUUCGUUACUCCUAUCAUUUUGUCCCAUAAGAGAUCAAUGAUGCUUGUCUCGCUCUACAAUGUACUGUUCAAAGUGUGUAUUCUUCUAAUUAUUAUUGCUCACUGAAACACUUUAUAAAAGAUGGAUGUUGGAAAGAAAUGCUCUAUUAAAGAUGUUUUUAAUCAUGUAAAA